UAUAUAUUUUGUUGAGUUGUGUUCAAACCCAGAGAAAUCUGUAAUUUCAGUCAAGGUAAGGGUCUGUUUCAUUUGAUUAGCAAUUAAUAGCAUCAUAUCCCCUUUUUGCGUACGUCAGUGUUUUUGUUGUCUGGUAGAAGCUGUCAUGAAUUGAAUUGUAUCUUGUUUUAAGCCACAUUUUUAUGAUACAUUUUUUAGACCUUGGUUUUAGAUCUUUUAAUUGGAUAAAGGAUUUCAGUCAUCAGACGUAUUAUUAGUAUUAUAUAGUAAAAUUUCAUUUUACUGUAAUAAUUACAAAAUGUUAGAGUCACCUUACAUGUUAAAAAGUGGUGUUUUCCUCACAGGCUGGUCCAUCUUCUCCACAUGUUGUCUCCAUCAGUACCACUUUGUUGCUCAACGCAUGAAGUGGACUGAAGCUCAGACCUACUGCAGAGAGACAUACACAGACCUGGUCACCAUUGAAAACACUGAAGACAUGAACCAACUCAUCAACACAGUUUCAUCUGCUGGUAAUAACAGUCAGGUCUGGAUUGGCCUGUACAGAGUCAUUGAUUGGAAGUGGUCAGAUGGGAGUGGAGCUGAAUAUAGGAACUGGGCAUCCAAUCAACCAAGUUUAGGCACUGAUAAACUCGGUGUAGUUAUUGUAAACAGUCGUCCCUCAUGGGACAUUCAUUCUUGUACACAUGAACAUUAUUUCGUCUGUUAUAAUGGAACACAGCUGGAUCCUCAAUUUGUUUUUGUGAAUCAACCAAUGAACUGGUCCAAUGCUCAGAGGUACUGCAGGGAGAACUUCACAGACCUGGCCACUGUGAGGAACAACACUGAGAACCAGGAGGUCAUGAACUUGCCAGGUACAUACUGGACAUGGAUCGGCCUGUACAGAGAUCCUGACAUUAACUGGUCUGAUGGCAGUGCCUACUCGUUCAACAGUUGGAGUGGUUCAGUUUCAGGAUCACUCAUGAAAAUGAUGUGUGGUGUGCAGGAAUCAAACCAAUGGACAUUUAAGUCCUGUGAAGAGAGAUUUCCAUUUGUCUGCUACAGCAUCCCUCCUGCACCAGUAAAGAGGUGGGUAGUUAAGCUGAGGAUGAAGGUGCAGGACUCCUCUGUGGAUCUCAAUGACCCUGCUGUGAAAGCAAACAUCCUGAAAAAGUUCCAGGACAGACUGAAGGAGCAAGGAGUGAGUGGAGUCACCCUGAAGUGGAGAGAACAGCCUGAUGGGAAAGUCUUCCACAAGGAGGGAAAAGAAGAGAAGAAGAAAAAACUUAAGUAUGGGAAAAACCGCAUGGCGGCCGACACCAAGCAGCUGCAGGCCAAAGAGGAAGAACUGAUGAAGAAGAAGCAGGAGAUCAGGAACCAUCUGACCCAUCUGAAGAAGGAGAGGAGAGACCUGCGCACUGCUGUGGAGGCUGCUGCUGGUAAAACACAUAGACUUCUGUUGAAAAACUGUGACACCAGUGACGCUGAGUCCUGCUCCCUGCUGGUCAACAGUGCCUCACUGCUCCGUCGGCAGCAGGGCGGCCAGAAGGCCUCACCAGUCCGGGGACACGUCCUCAGGAAGACCAAGAGACCUCAGAGCAGCAUCAUGAUGGAAAGGAUCUUGUUGGGUGUCCUGUAUCUCUCAGGCUGGUCCAUCUUCUCCACAUGUCAUCUCCAUCAGUACCACUUUGUUGCUCAACGCAUGAAGUGGACUGAAGCUCAGACCUACUGCAGAGAGACAUACACAGACCUGGCCACCAUUGAAAACACUGAAGACAUGAACCAACUCAUCAACACAGUUCCAUCUGCUAGUCAGGUCUGGAUUGGUCUGUACAGUAACAUUGAUUGGAAGUGGUCAGAUGGGUACAGAGGGAGUGGAGCUGAAUAUAAGAACUGGGAAAAUCUUGAUGACAAUGAGCCAGACUUUGGCGGGGGUCAGUUUUGCGUGAACAUUGGAAACAGUGGAAGAUGGUGGGAUGAUACUUGUGCAAUUGAAUAUCCAUUCAUCUGUUAUAAUGGAACACAGCUGGAUCCUCAAUUUGUUUAUAUGAGUGAAAGAAUGACCUGGUCCAAUGCUCAGAGGUACUGCAGGGAGAACUUCAUAGACCUGGCCACUGUGAGGAACAACACUGAGAACCAGCAGAUCCACAACUUGGUGCUGACGAAAGACUGGCCAUGGAUCGGCCUGUACAGAGAUCCUGACUUCUUCCUUUAUAACUGGUCUGAUGGCAGUCCCUACUCACUCACCACAUGGGUAAAGAGGCAGGUAGUUAAGCUGAGGAUGAAGGUGCAGGACUCCUCUGUGGAUCUCAAUGAUCCUGCUGUGAAAGCAAACAUCCUGAAAAAGGCAAGUCUCCAAAAUCCACCCUGA
Messenger RNA from Thunnus maccoyii (southern bluefin tuna), 2347 nucleotides. Its product is annotated as macrophage mannose receptor 1-like. Lineage: Eukaryota; Metazoa; Chordata; Actinopteri; Scombriformes; Scombridae. The record is from RefSeq and is a predicted model, not a curated record. Bases 299 to 2347 code for a protein of 682 amino acids. The transcript is spliced from 10 exons.